GCCCUGACAAUGUUUUUGAUGUAACUGGCAUUUUGGACUGUUAAGUCUUGACAUCACGUUGAUGAAGAAACAGUAUAAAGAAUGAGUCGUUUAGAGGGUCUGAGGGCUGACUCGUCUCAGUUUACUCUAGAGGGAGAGCCUUUCCGCAUCCUGGGAGGCUCUAUCCAUUACUUCCGUGUCCCCAGAGCCUACUGGGAGGACAGACUGCUGAAGAUGAAGGCCUGUGGUCUCAAUACACUUACAACAUAUGUGCCAUGGAACCUGCAUGAGCCUGAGAGGGGAACAUUUAACUUUCAAGAUCAGCUGGACCUCAAGGCCUAUGUCAGUUUAGCAGCACAGCUGGGUCUCUGGGUUAUCCUGCGUCCUGGGCCUUACAUCUGCGCUGAAUGGGACUUGGGCGGGUUGCCCAGCUGGUUGCUACAAGAUAAAGACAUGCAGUUGAGGACAACUUAUCCUGGAUUUGUAGACGCCAUCAACUCGUACUUUGACAAGCUCGUCUCAGUUAUCAAGCCUCUGAUGUUUGAAGAAGGAGGCCCGAUCAUUGCAGUCCAAGUUGAGAAUGAAUAUGGAUCAUUUGCGAAAGAUGAGAAAUACAUGCCAUUUGUAAAGAAUUGUCUCCAGUCCAGAGGGAUCAAGGAGCUUCUGAUGACUUCAGACAACUGGGAAGGCUUGCGAUACGGCGGGGUGGAAGGAGUUCUAAAGACAAUAAAUCUUCAGAGACUCUCAUUUGGAGCUAUCCAGCACUUAGCUGACAUACAGCCCCAGAAACCUCUCAUGGUGAUGGAGUAUUGGUCUGGAUGGUUUGAUGUCUGGGGAGAACAUCAUCACGUGUUCCACGCCGAGGACAUGCUGGCUGUGGUGUCGGAGAUCUUGGGUCGAGGCGUUUCCAUUAAUCUGUACAUGUUUCACGGUGGAACCAGCUUUGGCUUCAUGAAUGGAGCGAUGGACUUUGGCACCUACAAAUCUCAGGUCACCAGUUAUGAUUAUGAUGCUCCCCUGUCUGAAGCUGGAGACUGCACCCCAAAAUAUCACCGCUUGAGGAAUUUAUUCAGCCAGUACCACUCUGACCCUCUUCCUGAAGUACCCUCUUCUCAAGAGAGAAGAGCUUACAGUCCUGCUUUCAUCCAGCAACACCUGUCACUGUGGGAAAUCUUGCAAUUCACAGACAAGCCACACAAGUCAGACAGACCAGUGAACAUGGAGAAUCUCCCUGUCAACAAUAACAAUGGUCAGUCACAUGGUUAUACACUAUAUGAAACCACUAUCGCCAGUGGAGGAACCCUAAACUCCAGGAACAACAUCAGAGACAGAGCGCUGGUUUUUGUGAACAGGCAGUGUGUGGGUUGUUUGGACUACAAGACUCAUGAGCUUGCACUCCCUGAUGGAAAGGGAGAGAUGACGUUAAGCUUCCUUGUGGAGAACUGUGGACGAGUGAGUUAUGGGAAAGCUCUGGAUGAACAGCGUAAAGGUAUUGUGGGAGACAUUGUGUUGAAUAACACCCCUCUGAGAGGAUUCACCAUCUUCUGUUUAGAUAUGAAGCCGAGCUUUAUAAAAAGAUUAACAAAUUCAGGCCAGUGGAAAACUGACUUCAAGUCACCUUGUGUCCCAGGAUUUUUCCAGGCCAGACUCUGUGUGGACGGUCCUCCCAAAGACACCUUUAUCAGCCUGCAUAGUUGGGGUAAAGGUGUUGUAUUCGUCAAUGGGCAGAACCUUGGACGUUUUUGGUUUAUUGGCCCCCAGCAUUUCCUUUAUCUCCCGGCACCUUGGCUCAGAAGUGGAGAGAAUGAGAUCAUUGUCUUUGAGGAACACAGGGUGAAUGACAAAAUACCGUUCGCUGAAAAUGCUGAUUAUGGAAAGACUAUCGACGUGUACAAACUCCCCUUCUGCACACUGCUGUGAUGAUGCUGUACAACAGAUAAACCAACUUUAACACACACACACACACACACACACACACACACACACACACACACACACACACACACACACACACACACACACACACACAAACAAAGGCAACCAUACUUAUUCAGUAGAAGAUUGAUACUAAUGAUGAUUUUAAUGCAAUGAAUUAACCAACAAUAUAUUUUAAUGCUGUGUAGCCAAUAUAAAUGCUAUUGCAAAUCCUUUCACUCAAAUGGUAAAAUCUUAUACUGCUAGUCAUUUUGUUUCCUUAUUGAUCCAAUCUUUGAAUAGAAUAGAACAGAAUAGAAUAGAAUGCCUUUAUUGUCAUUAUACAGAAUGUACAAUGAGAUUGGAGGGCCAUUCCUG
This is a messenger RNA of Archocentrus centrarchus (flier cichlid), 2271 nucleotides long. Its product is annotated as beta-galactosidase-1-like protein 2. Gene Ontology annotation, biological process: carbohydrate metabolic process. The record is from RefSeq and is a predicted model, not a curated record. Bases 82 to 1899 code for a protein of 605 amino acids. The transcript is spliced from 19 exons. Gene Ontology annotation, molecular function: beta-galactosidase activity. Lineage: Eukaryota; Metazoa; Chordata; Actinopteri; Cichliformes; Cichlidae.